AUGAUUGCUAAUGCAAAAUCAACAUAUAUUAAGGACGAAAUUGAAUCUAAUCUGAAUAAUCCAAGAAAAUUAUGGAAAACACUAAAACGUGUUGCACCUACCAAGCCCGCUUCAUCUAUGCCCUCUUUUAUACAAGUUGACGGCCAUCAAAUAUCUGAUCCUACGGCCAUAGCAAACGCGUUUAACGAAUAUUUUAUUGAAUCACAAACGUCUACAACUCCCAUCUCAUGUAUUGAUGAGAAUGGACAAGAUCUGAUUAAACAGCGCCUGCAAAACUUUGUUAAUGAUCGUAUUGAUGAGUCGACGCAAUUUCUCAUACCCGAAAUCAGUAGAAACCAAGUCGAACAGGACUUUGCGAAACUUGCUUCAAAUAAAGCUACUGGUAUUGAUGCAAUUGGCAUUAAGGUCUUAAAGAUGGCAUUACCAGCAAUUGUGCCAAGUUUAACGCAUAUUUAUAAUGCGAGUAUCACAACCGGAAUCUUUCCAGUAAAGUUUAAGCAGGCGAAAUUAUGUCCAAUUUACAAGAAAGAAAGUGUACAUGAAAGAAACAAUUAUAGACCGAUCUCUGUUCUUCCUAUUAUAUCCAAACCUUUAGAACGCCACGUUGCUACUUCCUAUCUUGAAUACCUUAAUUCUCAUGGUCUCCUUUAUCGCCACCAGUCUGCAUACCGACCAUAUCAUUCAUGCGAGACUGCUUUACUCAAUUUGACAGAUAAUUGGCUUAAUGCCAUGGAUAAGAGUAACCUGGUUGGAGUGAUUUUGCUUGAUCUUAGCAAAGCGUUUGAUCUCGUAGAUCAUGAUAUCCUGUUGUCCAAAAUAUCAGCCUACCAUGCUAGUGCUGUCUCUAUGAAAUGGUUUGAAUCAUAUCUAUCGGAACGCUCUCAAAUCUGUUCCGUUGCUGGGUCAUUAUCUGCACCACUUACUCCAUCUUGUGGUAUACCUCAGGGAUCAAUACUUGGCCCCGUUUUGUUCUCCCUAUAUAUGAAUGACCUACCCUUAAAUAUACCUGAAGCAAAUGUUGAUGUCUAUGCCGAUGAUACAACACUCUGGAAAUCUAAUGGUGACUGUAUUAAAAUUCAAAAUGAUCUUCAGAGUAGUCUUGACUGUGCAAAUGUCUGGUUUAAGCAAAAUCAUAUGAAACCUAAUAUUACGAAAACUAAACAUUUGCUCAUUGGCACUCAUCAGAAGUUGCGACACGCAAAUAUAUCUUCUUUGGAACUUAACCUAAAUGGAGUACCUAUUGAAGAAGUUAAAGACGAAAAACUCUUGGGUGUAAAAUUAGACAAAUAUCUUAGUUGGAAUGAUCAAGUUAACUGUUUAAUGAAAAAAUUGAACUCGCGAUUUUUCCUAUUGAAGAGAGCCAAAGGUUAUCUGUCUAUUUCUGGUAGAAAGAUGUUGUAUAAUGCAUUGAUUAAAUCAACACUGGAAUAUUGUUGCACAGUUUGGGGCAAUUGCUCAAACGAACAACUAUUAAGACUUUUAGGAUUACAAAAGCGUUGUGCCCGCUUAAUCCUUGAUGCGAAUCCAUCUGAUAAUUCAGUAGCAUUAUUUAAUACAUUAAAGUGGAUUCCCAUUGAUGACACUAUUCGUGUACAUAAAUUGUGCAUGAUGUAUAAAAUAAUCAAUAAAAUGUGUCCACAGUAUUUUGAUAACUAUGUAAGUUAUGUUAAGAAUUGGCAUGAAUAUUGUACUAGAGCAUCUUCUAAUAUGAAAUUAGUUGUACCGAAAUGCCAUACAAGAUCUGGACUUCGUUGUUUUCAUGCUAGUGCUGUUCGUCUCUGGAAUAAACUUAAUGUGGAUAGUAUGAAUAUUAGUGGGUUAG
This is a messenger RNA of Paramuricea clavata, 1822 nucleotides long. The record is from the annotation of a GenBank genome assembly. NCBI's taxonomy places the organism in Eukaryota, Metazoa, Cnidaria, Anthozoa, Malacalcyonacea, Plexauridae.